AUGCCUCCAGUCAAACAAGUGUAUAGCCAACAACAACAGCCCUCGAAUUGGGACAAGUUCAAAAUGGGUCUUAUGAUGGGUACCUCUGUAGGUGUCUGCACCGGGAUUUUGUUUGGUGGGUUUGCCAUUUUGACUCAGGGACCUGGCCCCAACGGCUACAUAAGAACUCUUGGUCAGUACAUCGCCGGUUCAGCGGCCACUUUCGGUUUAUUUAUGAGCAUUGGGUCUAUCAUCCGCAGUGAACAACAAUCUUCACCACAUAUGAUUAACACAUCAAGCCCGCUUUCGUUGCAACAAAGAGCUUCCUUCCAGGCGUGGAGAGCAAGAGAAAGUUACGGAUUAUACAGAAACGAAUUGAGAAAGCUCUGA
Messenger RNA from Lachancea lanzarotensis, 369 nucleotides. RefSeq names its product LALA0S04e02674g1_1 (gene MGR2). NCBI's taxonomy places the organism in Eukaryota, Fungi, Ascomycota, Saccharomycetes, Saccharomycetales, Saccharomycetaceae. Bases 1 to 369 code for a protein of 122 amino acids. Gene Ontology annotation, cellular component: TIM23 mitochondrial import inner membrane translocase complex. The transcript has a single exon. Gene Ontology annotation, biological process: protein insertion into mitochondrial inner membrane; protein import into mitochondrial matrix. The record is from RefSeq and is a predicted model, not a curated record.